CUGCAGAUAUUUGGACGUUGGUCGUCUUCUUGUUUUUAUUGAAGGCUUUUAAAGGAGGUAGAUGUUGGACCAGCUCCUCCUUCUUCCGUGAAGCCGUCGCAGCGAGACCUCGAUUCAACCCUGAGUUUCUCUCGACUAGAAAUAGUUAGUCGGCCUAAACUAGAGUCAGAGUUCCUCUCUAACCCUAAAGUAGAUCUAACAGAGUUUAUUACUAAAGUUAAACUCUGAUCUCUGUUGAGUAUUACACUAAACUCAGGGUUAAACUCAUUGAGGAAUUUCAAUGAGGAAAUGGCUGCUUUUUUACCUGCGUCACUCAUCAGGACUCUGCUGUUUCUCAGCUGCUUCCUGCUUGUUUCUGUUGAUCAGAGAAUCAUCAGCGCUGAACCUGGAGAAGAAGUCAUUCUGACAUGUAGAGCAGCUGAGAAGAAAGAUGUUCUAGUUGUACUGUGGAACAGAACUGAUCUGGGGUCAGAUCAGUUUGUUCUUUUAUACAGAUCCAAGCAGUUUGAUCCAGAGGGUCAAUUUCUAUCCUUUAAGAACCGGGUGGAUCUGCAGGACGUGAAGAAUGGAGACGUGUCUUUGGUUCUGAAGAACGUGACGACUAAUGAUACAGGAAUAUAUGAGUGUCGAGUCGCUCACAAAGAAAAUGAUCGCAUGAAGAGAUCCAAUCUGGACACUGACCCCAUCAGCAUUAUUGACCUGAUAGUUCAAGGUGAGUCUGUUUGUUUCUGGAUCAGAACUUCCAGCAGCUUCCUGGUUCUUGACAUGAGAGAAACAUCUCAGAUCAGAUGUUAGAUGGACAGAAACACUUCAAGGAAUCAUAGUUUUCAUGUCUGACAGAAACAUCUUAUAACUGAAAUGAAAACUUAACAAUAUUACAGUUUAAUUAAAAAAAUGAAACCGAACUGUAGAACAUCAUCUAACUGCUUCAUACAUUCAAGAAGCAAUAGAUGCCAUAUUGUUGAUGCUAAAAUAAUGUAUUAUUACAGUUAUGAUAAUGUUGUCUAAGACAUUCAUUUAUUAUUUAGAUUUUAAUAUAUAGAAACAUAUAUAGUGAAUAAGAUAAAUGAGUGAUGCUGUAACUGUUUAAAAUCACCUGUUUGAUGACAAUCAUUUAUCGAUCAGUUUAUUUCAGAUAAAAAUACUUAAAUAAUAAAUAAAAUGUCCGUCACAAUCCACCACUUUACUGGAACAUAUUAGACCCAUAAUGUUCUAUUUAUUGUAAUAAAAAUCAACUAAUAAACAUGAAAAUAAACACUGAGAGAAUCUGUGUUUUCAGCUAAUUCAACUAAUGGAUAAAUUCAAACCAAUCUGCCCAUCUUAGAUUAGGUGAGAUUAAAACCAUCAUAUCUCAGGUUCUACAUGGUCCAUCAACAUAGAAUAAAAACUAGGAGGAAGAUUAAAAUCUGGACGUCUGAGUGAACUUGGUCCUCCAGGUGACAGAGGUUAUUACAGGGCUUUGAAAGCAUCAUGUGAUCUGAUCUCCACCAGCAUGAAGAUUGACUCCUUGGUUACAGUAAACAAGUUUUGUUGCUUGUUGCUCUUCUUCUAUUUAUCUUCUAAUGCUGGGAGUCUGACAAGCUAAUAUUAGCUGGUUAAUUAGACAGGUUGUUGGCUCGGUCAGCUACCUCCCACUGUUCUGUUUAACACACCUGUAGAUCUAACCUCUAGAACCAGAACCAGGACUUUCCAAAGGUUCUGUCUCGUUAACAACAGAAACAUGUAGGGCAUUAGAACAGGUAAAAGAGGAGAAUGCAGACAGACUCUGAUCUCUCCAGAACUUUCCUCCAUAAAAAGUAAAAAAUAUGGUGCAGUGAAACUACUUCUCAAAGUACAUUUUCUUUCCAAACGUUACUCCAGUAAAUGUAACUAGUUAGUACCCACCUCUGGUCAUCAUCUAACUGACAAAUCAAACUAACAUCUGGUUCU
This is a messenger RNA of Girardinichthys multiradiatus, 1929 nucleotides long. RefSeq names its product junctional adhesion molecule B-like. The transcript has 3 exons. Lineage: Eukaryota; Metazoa; Chordata; Actinopteri; Cyprinodontiformes; Goodeidae. The coding region runs from base 289 to 795 and encodes 168 amino acids. The record is from RefSeq and is a predicted model, not a curated record.